CAUGGAAAGCGGGCAACUUCCUCUCAUGAGCCGAGCUGCAGGAAACCCGCGGAAUCGAUGAUUAAUUUAAAAAGAGAGAGCGGAAACUUCUUUGACCUAUUAUUUUCUCCUUAUUUAAUGGCACUAUCUAUCUGGUAGUUAGUUUGCAGAUUCUUUGUCUUUCAAACGGCCUUUUGUGUUUCCUCUGUGUGGAAGGGAGGCCUGUUGUAACCACGAGAAAGCGGCGCCUUCCGCAGCAGGGCCACGGUUCAGCUCCAGCUCGUCCAGAAAUACAGGAUGACAACCGGAUUUGGUUUCGGUACUGCGGCCGGUAACACUGGCGGCUUCACCCUCGGAGCGUCCAGCAAUCCUGGUACCACAGGGGGAUUUAGUUUUGGAAAUCUUGGUACCACAACUGCAACCACAACCACAACUGCAACAUUUGGUGGCCUUGGGAGUGGACUGUUUGGGCAGAAACAAACUACUGGAUUCUCAUUUGGAGUUACCUCAACAGGGACGACAACAACGGCAGCAACAACAGGGCUAACUUUGGGAACUCCUGCAACCACAGCAUUAGCUGGUUUUAGUUUAGGAUUCAACAAACCAGCAGGUUCAGCAACACCUUUUGCGAUGCCUAUUGCACCUUCUACCACUGGAGGAUUGUGCCUUUCAUCUGCACUGCCAACAUCUACAACAGGCACUACAGGAUUUGCGUUAAAUUUGGGUGGAGCACCCACAUCCACUGCAACAGUGUCAACAGGCUUAACAUUGGGAGGGGCUUUGACUGGUUUAAGUGGCAGCCUCUUUCAGGGUGCAAGCACUUCCGCUGCAGGACUUGGUCAAUCACUGGGGUUGAAUCUUGGGGUAUCUACAGCUGCCCCAACAACUACAGCCAGUGAAGGUCUUGGUGGAAUAGAUUUCAGUGGGUCGUCUGAUAAGAAGAAUGAUAAAGGUUCAACUGGAGUUAGGCCUGAUGAUAGCAAAGCCCUGAAAGAUGAAAAUCUGCCGCCUGUUAUCUGUCAAGAUGUGGAGCACUUUCAGAAGUUUGUGAAAGAACAGAAGCAGGUGCAAGAAGAAAUUAGCCGAAUGUCCUUUAAAGCUAUGUUGAAAGUACAAGAGGAUAUCAAAGCCCUGAAACAAUUAUUAACAGUAGUUGCCAGCGGACUUCAGAGAGAUUCACUUGCCAUUGACAAGCUAAAGAUAGAAUCUGCACAGGAGCUUAAAAAUGCUGAAAUAGCACUCAGGACACAGAAGAUACCACCAGGACUUCAACAUGAAAAUACAGCACCAGCAGACUAUUUCAGACAGCUGGUUGAACAGUUUGAGGUUCAGUUACAGCAGUACCGACAGCAAAUAGAGGAACUGGAAAAUCACCUUGCUGCUCAGGCUAACAGUUCACAUAUGACUCCACAAGAUUUGUCUCUUGCAAUGCAGAAAGUAUACCAGACUUUUGUGGCUUUGGCUGCCCAACUCCAGUCAAUUCAUGAAAGUGCAAAGAUUUUAAGAGAGCAGUAUCUUGGCUAUCGGAAAACAUUCCUUGGAGAUGCUACUGAUGUCUUUGAAGCAAGGCGUGCUGAAACUAAGAAAUGGCAGAAUGCUCCACGAGUUACAACUGGGCCAACUCCCUUCAGCAUACCAAAUGCAGCGGCAGUUGCCAUGGCUGCAACAUUAUCACAGCAGCAACAGCCUGCUACAGGACCGCAACAACCUCUGGGAGUUAAUUUUGGAACACCAUUCGCCACAUGUAUUGGUGCAGGCUUGCAGUCAAGUGGCUUAGGUUCUACAAAUCUUGGAGGAUUUGGAGGUACUUCUGGCUUUGGAAGUAAUACUUCAGGCACCACCUCAUUUGGAUUUGGAUCAACCAAUAAGCCCUCAGGAAGCCUCAGUGCAGGCUUUGGCAGCUCAACCACAUCUGGAUUUAACUUCAAUAAUCCUGGGAUCACAGCAUCUGCUGGCCUGACUUUUGGCGUGUCCAAUCCUUCCACAUCAGCCUUCCCCAAUAAUCUAGGGACACAGCUUCUGCAACUGAAGAAACCUCCAGCUGGAAACAAACGAGGCAAAAGAUAGGGAAUUGUCAGUGUCGGAAAGGGAAUAUAUUUUCUUAAAUUAGGCAUGAUUCAUGUGGUUCUGUGUCCUAAAAAUGUUUUUUUAAUAGUUGUAGAUAUAAAAAUACCAACAAAUAGAACGUUUAUAUUUCAGCUGGGGAGCUUUAACCAGAAAUUCCUUUGUUUCUAAAAGGAUUCUGAUAAUGAUCAGUUUUAACAAUUGAAGAUUAUAUUUUUGAAAGUAAAGCAAGAUGGAUUGUGUACCUGGAUAAUUUCAUAUGCAUAGUUGUAUCUGUUUUCUACUUCAGGAAUUAUCACAAAUGUAACUAAGAACAGCUGCUAUGUAAGUGAAUUUGAACCAUGGGUGCUGCAGAUGUCUGCAUAACUGCAAAAUUCAUUUGUGUAAAGUCAGCAAUGUAUAUGUUUUAAUAUGGAAAUUUACAGCUAUUAUUUCCUUUAAUCAUUGCACUUUUUUUAUACAGUAGGUACUGCCCAAUAUUUGUCUUUGCAGUAAAAAGAAUUGAAUGUCUUACUUUUGAUGAUGAGUUGUUAAGGUACUUUGAAGAAAGCUUUAGUAGUGGUGACUUUCCUUUAACAUAGUCAAUGUCUAUUUUUGUAAGAUAAGGGAUACUGCUAUUGAAUGCCUUUUGUUAGAGAGAAGGGAAAUUGAGAUUUGCUGAUUUGGAUGAGAUGGUUGAGGAAUGCCACGGGAUGUCCUGAAUUUUGUUAUGUGUGUAUGUAUUUGCAUGAGGUCCUGCAUUCAUUUUUCAGUGACUUUUGAAGGCCAGAUCUAAUGAAAAUUGUUUUCAUUGUGACUACAUGUUUAUUUAUAACAUUUGUUUCAAAACUGCAGUGAAAUAGUCACUAAAAUUCCAAUGUAUUUGAAGAUUAAGUUUUG
Molecule: messenger RNA, 2922 nt
Organism: Hemiscyllium ocellatum (epaulette shark)
Lineage: Eukaryota; Metazoa; Chordata; Chondrichthyes; Orectolobiformes; Hemiscylliidae
Gene: nup58
Product: nucleoporin 58
Exons: 16
Coding region: 277-2046 (589 amino acids)
Biological process (GO): nucleocytoplasmic transport
Cellular component (GO): nuclear pore
Molecular function (GO): structural constituent of nuclear pore
Source: RefSeq, a predicted model, not a curated record